AGGGGGGGGGAGGAGGAGAACCAAAGAUGGUCGGCAACCCGUGUGCUCGCAAGCUGGCCCGGCGAUCCAAGUCUGCGCUGAUCGCAGCACUGAGCGUGCUGCUCAUCCAGACACUCAUCGUGCGGAACUUCAGCACACUGGACUCGAGCGAGGACGGCGGGAAGGGCGCCGACAGGAGCCCCGAGAAGAGGGACCACCGAGUGGGCGGAGGUCAACAAAACCUACAGAAACUGAAGAAGACUGAACUCUCCCCUCAGAUCCUCUGGAACCUCCAUCGGUGCACCGUUGAGAGCAUCCUCACCCAGUGCUUCAAGGCACAUUCCUCUUUAGAAAUGUACCAACAGCAGUCCUACUCCUGGGAGGAAGAUGACUUUCAGCUUCCAUAUGGAGUUGAGAAUGUGGCCAUAAACAGCCAAAUUGCGAUCGGACCUACGUCAUGUACCACGGCACCACCAGGACCAAGCAACGGCCAUCCAGCGCAAUGGUUUCAAACAGUCGGCGGACGGGAUGCUGGGCUUGGCGUCUACCUCAGCCGUGACCUGCAAAAGGCCAGCAGGUAUCCCAUCGACCCUGCUCUACCUGACUCAGAGCGGGUGGUGUUCAGGGUGAAGGUCAACGUGGGGAACGUGAUCGCGAUUAACCGCCAGCGCCAUCCUCGCCAGAAGAACUGGCACGAUUACCGGUACGGGGAGGUCUUCGACACUGCCUGGUGCCCCCCGGACUGCGGCAUGACGAAGAGCGGCUUGGAGGAGGACUGCGUCUGGGACCCAAACCGCAUCAAGAUAGACAGGUGUAUCGCUCCAACCCCGGCCCCCUUAAUGCAAGGGCAUACCGUGGCUGAAGCCCCAGGGUCUAUGGCUGAAGCCCCAGGGGCUAUGAUCAUCAUGGGCAUGGGUAUUAUUUUAUCAUUUAUUUUUGCUAUUUUUGGCUCAAGAUAGGCACCCCAAUCGGCGUAGGCCCAAGACAAUGUGAUUUUUUGUUUGGGGCCCAAACAGAUCAGAGGCCUAUAAUGAGCCAAGCCCCCCCCCGUCGACUAAAUUACACAUCUUCAUUGUAAGAUCCCCUCUCAGACCCAGGGCCCAAUGGCAGGUUAAAGCAGGCCCGGCUCCUACCACUAUGGCUGGGCAAAUGCCUGGCAAUCCCUUCUAUAAAUAAAGUGGCAGCACACCUGUUGUUGAAGUUAAUACAGUUGGAUUAUUAAUAGAUCAUGUUUUCACUGUGUUAUUCACAAAAACAUUUAUAAAAUAAAUUUGGUAAAAAAAACUCAAAAA
Messenger RNA from Gadus morhua (Atlantic cod), 1271 nucleotides. RefSeq lists its product as uncharacterized. The transcript is spliced from 3 exons. The record is from RefSeq and is a predicted model, not a curated record. Lineage: Eukaryota; Metazoa; Chordata; Actinopteri; Gadiformes; Gadidae. Bases 27 to 938 code for a protein of 303 amino acids. Gene Ontology annotation, cellular component: cytoplasm.